CCUCCCAAAGCCUCUACACUACGGAGUUUCUUAAGCCAUCGUCUCUCUGCCAGUCCCGCCCUCCCGCGUCUUCCCCUUCCAAAGAGAGGCCCCCUUCUUUCAAUCUUCUCCCGCUUUACCGCACUCGGUCUCGUACCAUCUUUUCUCUUUUGUUCCUCUCUCUCAAGUCUGCACCAAGGAUCAAAAAACACACUUUCCACAAUCUGCCCGAGCAAUCGCAAUCGCGACCACCGAUCGGCCGACCGAUAGCAUCCGGAUUUGGCACCAAAAUCGCCAGCCCUCUAUUUCCGUCCUUUGGGAUUUCCGCGAGAGCCCACUCCGCCGCCCCCCCUUUACUGGCCCUUUACUGGUAACCUAAUCAACCUCGACGAGAACGACGAAACCCAUUCUCCUUUUCUACUCGCAGCCGUCAAACAAAAUCAACAACCUCACCCCUACCGGCAUCCCGUCGCGGGCCAUGACAUGACGUUCCGGGGCCGCCGACUAGGAACAGAAAGACCGCGAUAGGGACCCCUUCGAACUCAGACCCUCCCCGGGUGGCACACACGGACGGGACGGGUCUCGGCCGCCGCCGCCCAUGGCCAGGAAGCGGCGCACCAAGAAGCGCAACAAGGGAACCAGCACACGACCAGACCCCGCGCAGGGCGCCGAGUCCAGCAUGUCCACCACCGACGAGCUCGCCUCCCACUCCAGCGAUGGCCUGUCGAGCGGCAUGCGCGACACCGGGAGCGCCGCCACCGAGAUGACGAGCGUCAUGGGCAGCACCGAAGAUGGUUCGCAGGCCGGUCUCGAGGCCGACGAGGAGUGGAAUUCGCAAGAGGAGGAGGGCAUGGAGGUUGACGACGAAGAUAAUUUCUCUGUUUUCGCGCCGAGUCACUACCCUCGACCGAGCGAGUCGCAUCGCACCGAGAUGCCUUAUAUGACGUCGCCGAACCACCAAGAUAUGUCGUCAACGAGGUCGUUCAUGGAGCGAGAGUUGGACUACCAAUGGGAAAACGGUCGUCGAUACUGCGGAUCCCACUACCACCUUCCAAACGACGAGUGGGAAAUGUGCCGCAUGAGCUUAAUCCACAGAGUCUACCUCCACGUUUUCGACGGCAAGCUGAGCACGGUACCGAUGGAGAACCCACAGAGGAUACUAGACGUCGGCACGGGCAUUGGCGAGUGGGCGAUAGGCAUGGCGGACGAGUUCCCCAACUGCGAGGUCAUUGGCACAGACAUUUCCGCCAUAGCGCCCACGUCAAUACCGAUGAACUGCUUUUUCGAAGUCGACGACGCCGAGCUCGAGUGGGAGCGCGAGCUCAACUCGUUCGACCUGGUACACUUCCGCCACAUGAUGGGCGCCUUCCUCGACUGGAAUUUUAUCUACAAGGAGGCCUUCAAGGUCAUCCGCCCCGGCGGCUGGAUCGAGCUGCUGGACUGGGACGACCAGCAGGGUUUCAAGAAGUUCCUCUCAGAGUUCCCUCCCACGUCCGAGAUCCACGAGCUCUCGAGAGACCUGACGCAGGCGGGCGUCAAGGCCGGGCGGGCGAGAGGCGUCGCGCACAUGAACCCGAAGCUGUUGACGGACGCCGGCUUCACCGAUAUCAAGCUGACGGAGCACACGAUACCUAUUAAUCUCGAGUCGAGCGAGGGCAAGCUCUGGCUGAUUGCCUGCAUCGACGGCCUGGAAGCCGAGUGCCUGCGGCCGCUUACGAAGUACAUGGGCUGGGAGCCCGAUCACGUCAAGACGGCGUGCCACAACGUCGCGAGAGAGAUGGCGCGCCUGGCGAGGGAUCCGAUCAAGUCGCAUGGUCUCAUCGUCAAGGCGCGCGUAUUGGUGGGAAGAAAGCCGACGACUGCGGUCACGCCGCCGAGGGUGUACCCGAUUUUUAACGACGACGCGGAUGAGACGGAUGAUACCGCGCGUGAGGAUGCUUGCAGCAGACACCAUGGCGAUGACGAGUCCGCCGUUGAGACGGCGGUCUGAUUUAUCGAAUCACCUACUUGCCUUCACCUUCUUGAAGGUGAGGCGAGUACAAUAAUUUCGGCUCUAUCCGGGUGACGAACGGCCCGGGCCUAACUAAACUAGAGCAACCGCUAUUACCUUCAUGUUCACUUGCAUAUAUCGCAACUUUCCACACCGGCAGAAGAGCUUGGCUGGUCAUAUUUAAAAGCGAUCAACAAACUUGCAUAGCUCCCACUUAUUUUACCUUACCUUCUAUGGAAACCGGACGGGGUCGAGAAAAAGUACCUUGCCUUUAAAAGCGAUCAACUGAGGAUACUCCUCGUAUCAAAAUGGCGGAUGGGAGGUUCGAGGAGAACUCGAGGUGCACCAUUGUGCAGACCAAAGGGGUUGAGAGAUAUCCUAGCUACUAGGCAGAUUAAGGAUAGUCAUCGAAUUUAAGAUGAAAAUAGACGAAG
This is a messenger RNA of Colletotrichum scovillei, 2403 nucleotides long. Its product is annotated as methyltransferase. Gene Ontology annotation, molecular function: methyltransferase activity. The record is from RefSeq and is a predicted model, not a curated record. The coding region runs from base 578 to 1969 and encodes 463 amino acids. The transcript is spliced from 2 exons. Lineage: Eukaryota; Fungi; Ascomycota; Sordariomycetes; Glomerellales; Glomerellaceae.